CAGACCCAGAUCCGUCAUUGUUGUUCCAAGUGACGCGUCUCCUUCCAGCUCAGCUUGCUGUGCAGUUGGAGGAAUCCGCGUGUAAAGCCAGGGCACUGUAGGAAGAGACGCGGCCCACCAGGUGGAAUUGGAGUUCGCUCCUCGGUAGUUGGGUUCGGGAAAUGCCAGCGAGGAUGAGAGAAGGCGCCUGGGAAAGAUGACGAAGCGGGCUCUGCUGAUACUUUGCUUAUCUCUGUGCUACUUGUGGUUUCCAUAUUGGUAUGUGUUAUGCAAUGAGGAAAACUUCUCUCUCAAGUCACAGGCUGCACAGAAUGAUGGCUUAAUCCCUGCAGAUGAGACCACAAGUAGGAAGGAGGAAAUUGAGCAGCAGGCAGUCCAUGAAAAAGAGGAAUCUUCAGAUACUACGUCAUUGGGGCAAGUAGUGGAAGAUGCAGUCUUUGAAGAAUGCACACAUGAAGAAAAGGAUAAAAUAUCAGAACAGGUUAUACAAGUACCAUUGGUUGACAGAAAAGUCAAUGACCUGGACAAAGCAGCUUUGAACUUGGAAGCAAGUGUUGAAAACAUUUCCAGCUCAUCUACCUCAGAGAUUUCUUCUGAACCAUUGCCAAAUGCAAUAGAAAAUUCCAGUGCCGCUACCCCAGUAGUCAGCUCUAGUGAGACUGAUCAGUCAGAACCUGACUGUGACAUUGGGGGGUCAAUAGAGGUUGACCCUCAGAGUGACUCCUCCUUUAUCAGUCCACCAGCUAGUCUUGUGAAUCAGCAUGUUGAAAAUGGUUCCAUUCAGCACAACAAAAGAAAAGUGACAGCUUCACAGCUUGAAGAAAAGGUUCCAUCACCUGUAUCAGAGCAAGAAAAACAGAAUAUACAUCUUAACUCGUCAGACGGGGUAGAAAAGGAGAAAACUGAUCAGAAAGAAGCAAAUGUAGUUGACCCUACGGCAACCGGGAGCCCAAAGGACCCUGUUGACAUUCCAACUUUUGAUGAAUGGAAGAAGCAAGUUAUGGAAGUUGAAAAAGAAAAGAGCCAGUCAUUGCACCCUUCAUCAAAUGGCGGGCAACAUUCUGUAAAGGUUCAAAAGAAUCGAAAUAAUUAUGCUUCUGUGGAAUGUGGGGCUAAAAUACUCUCUGCCAACCCAGAGGCUAAGAGCACGUCCGCUAUAUUAAUAGAAAAUAUGGACCUUUACAUGUUAAAUCCUUGUAGCACUAAAAUAUGGUUUGUGAUUGAAUUGUGUGAACCUAUCCAAGUGAAACAACUUGAUAUUGCAAAUUAUGAACUCUUCUCAUCAACUCCCAGGGAUUUCUUGGUUUCAAUUAGUGAUCGAUAUCCCACAAAUAAAUGGGUAAAGCUUGGUACUUUUCAUGCAAGAGAUGAAAGAACAGUUCAGAGUUUUCCAUUGGAUGAACAGAUGUACGCAAAAUAUGUCAAGAUGUUCAUCAAGUACAUAAAGGUGGAGCUGAUAUCACAUUUUGGAUCUGAGCAUUUCUGCCCUUUAAGCCUCAUAAGAGUUUUUGGCACCAGCAUGGUGGAAGAGUAUGAAGAAAUUGUUGACUCCCAAUACCACUCUGAACGUCAAGAGCUUUACGAUGAAGAUGAAGAUUAUCCUAUGGAUUACAACACAAGGGACGAUAAAUCAUCUAAAAAUCUUCUUGGUUCUGCAACAAAUGCCAUUCUUAGCAUGGUGAAUAAUCUUGCUGCUAAUAUGCUGGGUGCGAAUACUGAGGAGGAAAACACUGAAGGGAAAGUAAUUAACAACACUUUGCCUGAAAAUGUGACUGCAGAAGAGCCGGAUAAUGAUACUAUAAAAGUCGUACCGGAACAGACGAUUGAUCCCACAUCAAGGUUGGAAACUGAGAGUUUGUCUUCUCCUACCAUAGCAGUACUGGAACCAGAAGUUCCUAAAGAGAACCCCAUAGUUCAGCUGGUGCAAGAGGAGGAGGAGGAGCCACCCAGUCAGUCAACUGUAACUUUGCUGGGAAAAGAUGAACAAGUAGAGGAGGUGGUUUCUUGGUUUGAAUUUGAGACCCACAUUUACUGCAGUGAAUUGGCAACCAUCUGUUGUAUUUCCAGUUUUUCUGAAUAUAUUUUUAAAUGGUGCUCAGCUAUUGUGGACAUUUACAGACAACGCAGUAAAACCACAGAGUGCAAACAACAGGAGCGGAAUGACUCUCAAUCAUUUGAGCAAUUUUUGGCAAGCCCAACAAGUGAUGUUCAAACUUCAUUAGAGCAUGUGCUGUCAGUACCACUUGAGAGCAAAAUGACUGAAGAGGCAACCACAGAUUUUAUUCUUGUUAACCCUACAGAUAUUUCACAAAGUGAAUCUUUGCACAAAAUAGUGGAGCCUGUAGAUUUAGAGCCGAGUCAUACUCAAGCUGUAUCUAGUUCUGUACCUUUAGAAAAAACAUCAGAUUUAACGACUAGUUUGGUACUUGAUGCAGCAAAUACUGAUACUGUGUCAUCCGUUUCGACAUUUACUUCUGAAGUUUUACAUUUACAAACAAACAAUUACAAAACAGAGAACCUGACCCCUAUUGAGAAGCCAUCUUUAAUUGUUGAGACCAGUAUUUCGACAGAUAACCUUGAAACAAGCCUCAAAGAAUACUCUGAUUUUACCAAUAUUAAAGCUACAGAGACUCUUCAGCUUCAGGAAACUUCUAUUAUUCCUAUGGAAAAUGAAUUGGAAGAAACACAAAAACCUCUGACACAGACUGUUGAAACUGUGUCUCCAACAGAAAAAAGGGACGAGGAACAGGCUGCAGAUGAUGCCUCCCUUAAUGCUAGCAUGCAGAGAACUACAGAUUUUUAUGCUGAAUUACAAAACGCCACCGAUCUUGGUUACACAAAUGGAAAUCAAGUACAUGGUUCUAACCAAAAAGAGUCUGUAUUUAUGCGCCUUAAUAAUCGCAUUAAAGCUUUGGAGGUUAAUAUGUCGCUUAGUAGCCGCUACUUGGAAGAACUUAGUCAAAGGUACCGCAAGCAAAUGGAAGAAAUGCAGAGAGCCUUUAACAAAACUAUAUUAAAACUUUCAAACAAUUCAAGAAUUGCAGAAGAGCAGGAUCAACGGCAAACCGAAUCCAUUCAGUUGCUGCAAGCACAGCUCAUUAAUAUGACCCAGUUGGUUUUUAAUCUCUCAGAAAUAGUUAACGAACUCAAACAAGAGGUAUCUGAUCGCCAGAGCUACUUGAUGAUAUCUCUUAUCCUGUGCAUCAUCUUGGGUUUAUAUAUAUGUUUGCAGCGCUGUAGAAACACAUCCCACUUCAAUGAAGAUGACCUGUCCAAAAUUCCUAAAAGCAAUAACUACCCAAGUCCAAAAAGGUGUUUUUCCUCCUAUGAUGAUAUGAAUCUUAAAAGAAGAACAACAUAUCCACUUAUUCGUUCCCAGUCAUUUCAGAUGUCAAAUAAAGAAGUGGCUCCAGAUGACUUUUACAUUGUUGAACCAUUGAAGUUUUCACCAGAGAAAAAGAAAAAGCGUUGUAAGUACAAAAGUGCAAAGAUUGAGACUUUGAAGCCACUUGAUCCAUUGAAAGCACUUCCUAAUGGGGAUAUUAAAGCAAAGAAAGACUUUACAAACCAGAGGGAUUUUUCAAAUAUGGGAGAGGUGUAUCACUCUUCCUAUAAGGGCCCUCCGUCUGAUGGCAGCUCCGAAACAUCAUCCCAAUCAGAGGAGUCCUAUUUCUGUGGCAUUACUACCUGUACAACCUUGUGCAAUGGCCAGCCACAGAAGACAAAAACUGAGAAGAGAGCCAUUAAACGUAGGCGUUCUAAACUUCAGGACCAAGGAAAGUUUAUUAAAACCCUAAUACAGACUAAAUCGGGAUCUAUGCCCAGUCUGCAUGACAUUAUAAAAACCAACAAAGAUCUGACAGUAGGGACCUUUGGCGUAACAACUAUUUCUGGUCAUCUCUAACCAUGUGGUUUUCCUUUUUUCUCACCGGGUACACUUUUGUUUAUUUACAAUCUCUGAAACUGAGAAGAUAAUGAUGGAAAUUUGGGGUUAUAGAUUGGUGGAAAGUAUUUUUGUCAGUCUGUGAAAAGAAUUGGAACAAAACCGACUAGCUGAUAUAUUAUUAGUCUUCGGGUUAUAAAGAGGAUCAUCUCCAGUUCCAGGACAAUAUGUAUGCAAGGAAAUGGAGCGGUGUUUUUAGGUUUUCUUUUUUUUUUUCUUGGAAACUUUUUAUUUAGGAUAUUUUUUCACAGUUUAAUUACUGGGGAAAUAACAUUUUAAAACCCAUUUUGUUGGGUGAAACAGGGACUAAAGAUCGGUCUAUCUCCCCAUAACCCCCCUGACUUUGUUCCUGUGUGUGCACCUUCCCAUAUUUAUGUGCCUUCUGUCUAUUUAUAAUGCUACUGUAGGGAAAAGCACCAAGUGUGAAUGCAAGAAUUUGAUGUAAGGUUUCCUUUUCUUUCACUCGAGGUUCAGAAUUACAAUAAAACAUUAAGGCCAUUUCCUGGAGAAAAUGUUAAAAAAAAUUACAUUGUGUAAACAGAGAACAGUUAUUUAUAAAGAAAAACUAACAUAUCUCCAUUUACAGAUGUUGAUUAAAUUUUUUUAAAUGCACAUCUUAAAACGAUUAAAGCACCAUAAUGUAACAACUGUCUGCGUUAGACUUUUGUUAUAUUAUGAGUGCGAAAUCUAAACCCAUUGGCUGCCUGAGCAGCUACUCGGAUUUUUAGGAGUCAAGAUGCUAAAAAGUUUGAUUCUAAAAUUACACUGCAUUGUGCUAUAGUGGGUUGUCCAAUGGAAAAGUAAAACAAAAACAUCUACAAUAUAAAACACAGACAUUGUCAGAAAUAUUUACAACUUUUUUUUCAGUUUAUGAAAUACAGGGAAGGGUGCAGUUAUUUUAAUAUUUAGACCUAAAAUAUAUUUUCUGAUUAUUUUUUUUAACAGUACUUUGCACUUUAACUACAUAACCAAAACAACACUAGAGCAGCUUUAUUUAUUUUAUAACCUAGUAAUAGAAUGUUAAAAGCAGGUAAAGUGCUGAUGAUGAAACACUUAGAAAGAGAGAGAAAACCUUGACUUUUUUUUAUUUUUUUUUAUUAAAGCUGGUCUUAAAGACCUCAACAUGAUACAUUGUGUGAGGUCUACUAAUCUUGCAGAACAUAUAAAUUACCUAACAAACACUUCUAAAUCGUAUAACUGUGAGAAGUGAGGAACACGUUUACAAUGUGAUUCAGCCCUGGCAGCUUAGAGGCCAACCAAUAACAAUCUUACAUUUAGAACGUUACAGAAAUGAUGACAAACAAAUGUAAAAUUAUUAACAUUUUAUAAUACUUGUGUGCAGUUCCCUUUUUUUUAAGGAAUAUUACAUGACAUAAGUCAUGUUUAACAUACACAGUAAUGCACUUUGUUUCAAUACAACCAAUUUAUCUGUUUGCAAAAAUGUUUCUUAUAAUGGCUGUCGCUGCUUUUGUUUUACCAUGCACACAAUCUCCCAAAUAUAUAGAUAUAGUUUGUUUUUGUGCACAUUAACCUUACAUUGGCUCCAAGUGGUGCUGUGAGAGUGAACUUUGCAUGACCUACCACUGUAUACUAGGUGGGUCUUGUGCAGAGAGUAAAUGAUCUAUAUAUAGUUUUCAAUCAGUCUGCUGAUCCCACAUAAAGUUUUAGCUGUAUUUAACAUAAAAAAAUGCUUUAAAAGCCUUUUAUUUGACAGACCUAGAAGGACAUCUUAAUUGCAUUGUAAGAUAUAUAUAUUUUAAAUUUAAAGUAAAAAUUUUAAGGUUUGAAUUUUCUUUUCUGCACAGACAUUCCAUAAUUGGAGCAUUGCAAAUCUUUUUUAUUUUUCUAAACAUAAAUACAAAUUCCCAAGCUAAAAUAGAAAUCCUAACUAUCUAUGUUCGUUCAAAGCUACCUCUAACAGAAUUCUGGAGCUCUUCACCAAUCAAAAGUUAAGCUACUUCAAAGUGCUUCCACUCGCUUUAAUUCAUCUUUUUUUCCGAAAUCUAAACAAUUAUAAGCUUUAUAAACUACUAUUUUAAUUCUCAUAUAUGCAGUCCGUUUUUUAUGGGAGGUUUUUACACAGCAUUAGGUGGCCGUCACUCUGUCAUACGCCCACUAAAUAAACUGAGCAUGCUUGAUUUUCUUAUUCAUCGGCUUAAACAUCUUGCGCGCUCCCGUAACCGUUAAUUUACGUCUUUGAUUCACAAUAGUAAACACUGAAUAUUGUGAUUUAUUGUUUACAUUGUGACGUUGUUGUUUCGCACAUGCGCUAAAUUCAUUACAAGGUGAAGUUGCUAUUUGUUCAUGCAUGCGCAAAGCUGGUCUCACGGGAGCGUGCCUUCAGUUGUGACGUAGGGAGCAGGUGGGACCGCUCUAUAGUCUAAGGCGAUAUCAAAGCAGGAAGUGGGAGAUGGGAGGAGCGAGGAACAGUAAGAGAUAUUUUUUUUUAAGAUUGCGAUCUCUUACUAACAUUUAUAUUGAAGGUUUAAAAAGUUAGCAGCUAAGCUUAACAAUGGAUAGGCUUCAUAUAAAGUGCAAGAGAUUUACUCAAAUUUACCAUCACUUUAAAUUUUCCACCGCUGUCUGAUGACUGCUGCUUGAUAAAUACUGACUGCAGGUUCUCUUGUGAGAACCUGCAGUCGUAGUGCAGGUGAAGGCUUGAUAAAUCGAGCCCUAAUAGAGAUAUUGAGGUAAAAAAUUAAAUGUGCAAAUGUGCUUUUUAGAUUUAAAUAGAAACAUGUUUGCAUUAUACUUCCAUUAUCAAAAAAAAUUCUAUUUUUCAGUGGCGUACGCACAUAUUCUGUGAAGGCUGUGCACCAGUGUUCAAAUACUAUACCCUCUCAGAGUCAGCAUUGACUUGUAUGACACAAAUGAAACCUUCCCAGACACAAUGCACACUGCAUCCAGCUCUCUGAGUUUGAAUAUUGGUGCACAGGCCCUGACAGCAUAUAUGUGUAUGCCACUAAAAAACAGUACUAACUAAUUUCAGGCCUCUAUUUAAAAUCAAAAUACCCAGUGUACAUUUAAAUUUUGACCUUUCUAUCCCUUUAAUUGUCCCCUAAAAAGAAAAUUGUUUUACUCCCAAACUUGGAAUUAUAAAUAGCCCAGUGCUUAAUUAUUUAUGGCCAUAAUUUGUAUUUUUAAUUUUGUUUUAUGCAUGAUUGUUUUAGAUUACAGUGAAAAAAUAAAUGACUCCCACUCAACAAA
This is a messenger RNA of Bombina bombina (fire-bellied toad), 7150 nucleotides long. RefSeq names its product SUN domain containing ossification factor (gene SUCO). The coding region runs from base 197 to 3904 and encodes 1235 amino acids. Gene Ontology annotation, cellular component: cytoplasm; membrane. Lineage: Eukaryota; Metazoa; Chordata; Amphibia; Anura; Bombinatoridae. Gene Ontology annotation, biological process: regulation of bone remodeling; protein folding in endoplasmic reticulum. The record is from RefSeq and is a predicted model, not a curated record. The transcript is spliced from 24 exons.